AUGAUGUCGCUCCUCGCCCAGCCGCUCUCGCCCCGCUCCAGCAGCCGCCUGGUCUUCGGCGCCUACGAGGCCGCGCCCAUGCCGGUGCCGAUGGCCGCAGCCUCGCCCAGCGGCAGCAGCACCAGCAGCAGCAACAACAGCAGCAUCAACAACAACACCAAGGACCGGCCCUUCGUCUGCGAGGAGCCCGGCUGCGGCCGGCGCUUCAACCGCAAGUUCACGCUCAGCGAGCACAAGAAGACCCACACGGGCGAGAAGCCCUACGUGUGCCCGCUGGCCGAGUGCAGCCGGCGCUUCAGCACGUCCGGCAACCUGGCGCGCCACAAGCGCCUGCACGCGUCGCUCAAGCCCUUCGAGUGCGACAUCAACGGCUGCAAGCGCUCCUUCCCCAGCCAGGAGAAGCUCGACCACCACAUCAAGAUCCACACGGGCCGGAGGACCCACAUGUGCCGAGCCACCGGCUGCACCAAGACCUUCAGCACGGCCGGCAACCUCACGCGGCACAUCAAGAACCGCCACCCGGAGCUCGUGCGGACUACCACAACCUACCCGUCCUACCAGUUCCCGCGCCCCGUCAUGCCGUCCCCCAUGCACCGGCCAGAGGCUCCGAAUGGCAUCCAUUCGCAACCCCUGCACAUUGCCGACGUCCGGCAUGACAUGCCGUCGCCUCACAUGCUGGCCAAGAUCGAGCCGACCCCGGUCUUCUCGCCCGACUCGGUCGAGCUGUCGUUGUUCCAGGACGAGCUCUCAGCCUUCCAAAUGGCUUGCGAGCCACCCGUGCAGCCGUUCGCGGCCCGGCCGCAGGAGCUAGCCGUGCUCGAGGGCCACCACCACCACCAGCACCCGCAGUCGCUGAGCGAGAUCGCGCGCUGCAGCAUGAGCGUGCUGGACGAGGUCAUCGAGUUCGAGCUCACCAAGAACGUAUGAGCGGUAGUAGGUUGUGAGUAUUUCCAAUCGUAUAUUGAUAUAGUACAUGUAGACUUUGGAUCCCCGUC
Phytophthora sojae is the source of this 995-nucleotide messenger RNA. RefSeq lists its product as hypothetical. The coding region runs from base 1 to 927 and encodes 308 amino acids. Gene Ontology annotation, molecular function: DNA-binding transcription factor activity, RNA polymerase II-specific; RNA polymerase II cis-regulatory region sequence-specific DNA binding. NCBI's taxonomy places the organism in Eukaryota, Oomycota, Peronosporomycetes, Peronosporales, Peronosporaceae. Gene Ontology annotation, cellular component: transcription regulator complex; PcG protein complex. The transcript has a single exon. Gene Ontology annotation, biological process: regulation of transcription by RNA polymerase II. The record is from RefSeq and is a predicted model, not a curated record.